This is a messenger RNA of Aspergillus japonicus CBS 114.51, 815 nucleotides long. RefSeq lists its product as uncharacterized. The transcript has a single exon. The coding region runs from base 174 to 617 and encodes 147 amino acids. The record is from RefSeq and is a predicted model, not a curated record. NCBI's taxonomy places the organism in Eukaryota, Fungi, Ascomycota, Eurotiomycetes, Eurotiales, Aspergillaceae.
GCACCGAGCGACGAUUGGUCGUGUUUGAGGCUUAGCUGUUGAGGUCAAGAUAUUUCGAAUAAGCAAAGCAGCUAGCUGCUUGUUAUGCCCCCAAGCCCCUCCCUAAUUUCUUGAUCGAUCAACCCCGGCGCUAAACGACACCCGUUUACGCCAGCAACAUUUAUCACCCCAACAUGGCUGAUCCCAUUGGCCUCACUGCCAGCAUCAUAGCGAUCGCGAGUCUUGCAUACUCAAGUUGCAGGGCUCUGAGCAGCACCGUUAGGAAUUUACGCGAUGCGCCAAAUACCAUCAACGAACUCCAUGGAGACCUCGACACGGUCCAAAACCUGCUUCGGUCGUUACAGAGCGCUUUCGAGGGCCUGGAUGAGAACGAGCUGUCCGCCGGACAAAGGAGAUGUUUCGAAGAACUCGAACCUUAUAUACGUCGAUGCGAGGUGACCUAUGAUACUUUCGCAAAGACGUUGUCCCGGCUGACAUCUCACUCCGACGAAGACCGAGUCAGCUGGCGGGACCGAGGUCGCUUGCAUCUGGAAAGACGGGAGAUUGCAAGUCUGAAGAAUGGACUGCAGAAGGACAAAGAAACUCUUGAUAUUGCUAUCAACAUGGCGACACUGUGAGUUCAAUCCACGUUGACCACUGCUCGAUGCUGAUAAGGCGUCUUCAACCGCCAGUCGAAGCACCCGGCAAAACCAGGAUGCACUGCGGACUCUGGAAAGAAGAAUUGUCAUAUCGAUGAGCGAGUUCGCCGGUGAGAUACAAGGCCUGCAGAUGGCAAUCCAAUCUUUGCCAUUUCCCUCUGAGGACUCCAGUAUCAC